This is a messenger RNA of Portunus trituberculatus (swimming crab), 540 nucleotides long. RefSeq lists its product as uncharacterized. The record is from RefSeq and is a predicted model, not a curated record. The coding region runs from base 169 to 411 and encodes 80 amino acids. The transcript has 3 exons. Lineage: Eukaryota; Metazoa; Arthropoda; Malacostraca; Decapoda; Portunidae.
CAUCUAAUUAUAUUUUUUUCAUCAUCAGGAGCACGGGCAUCGCCUUCUCUUACCUCUUGUUAUGAAGAUCCAAACUUAAAUGGUUACUACGUCACUUUCGACAACUAUGCCCCAGAUCUAUACAGCUACAACUUUGAUGACACCAUCGCUAGCGUACAUCAGACUGGCAUGUGGAUUUACUACGAAAACUACCAAUACAACCUCUCGCCGGGGAAGGCCUAUUUCGUCCAUGGGAUUGGCGUUACCGUGAAUUUUCCUAGUGAAUAUCGUGACAUCAUGUCAUCGCUUGGCAUUCCUGACAAUAGCAUCAAAUCCGUGAGGAAAGGGUGUUGGUCUGAGCGCAUCAUUCAGGUUCCAGAGCUAAAAGUGGAUGGUCGCCGAGAAAAUGGAGCUUGGGGUCGUCUCUUCUAGCAGUGUAGCUGAGGACAAAAGAGAAAAAUGAAUGUACGCUGUUAAGAACUGUAAAUGAAAAAAAAUAAAUAAAUAAAGUAAAAAUAAUAAUAAUAAUAAUUAUUAUUAUUAUUAUUAUUGUUAUUAUUA